This is a messenger RNA of Zootermopsis nevadensis, 1415 nucleotides long. It is a transcript of the gene mRpS31, whose product is annotated as mitochondrial ribosomal protein S31. The record is from RefSeq and is a predicted model, not a curated record. Gene Ontology annotation, molecular function: structural constituent of ribosome. Lineage: Eukaryota; Metazoa; Arthropoda; Insecta; Blattodea; Termopsidae. Gene Ontology annotation, cellular component: mitochondrial small ribosomal subunit.
UACCUCUGAUAUUUUGUGGCGUGAAGUCGUUCGAAGGAAGACACGGUUUCCUAACCUAAGUAAUGCGUUAAGAAAAGAGAAAAUGAAAUAAAAUUAAUUAUAUGAAUGUAGUGUUACAGUAUGUGACAUUUGGUAUAUGUUUUUGUUGUCAGUCUAAGAGGUUACGGUUAUUUUUGAGUGUAAAUACAGAUAGUAAAGGAUGUUACGUCUUCUUUCAAGGAUAACAAAUUCACAGCAGCUUCCUUCAUGUCAGUUCUAUAAAUUGUCACCAGUACUGUUUUGCAGUUCAAGACAUGAAGGCUCGUCAGAUAAUGGCUCUGAAGGCACAGUAAAGCCAAAAAAAAAUGAAGAAGCAAUCAAGAAAUUGAAUUUAUUGCUAAAAUCAAUGACAGAGGAGGAACAUGUGAUAUCAUCUUCUGGAAUUGGUUCACAGCUGGCCAGGCCACCGGUUAAGCGCAAAAAGGAGCAGAUUAAAAUUGGAGACUCCCUUACCGUUGCAGCAAAAGAAGUUGCCGAAGUUUUAGGAGGAGAUGUUAAACAGACAGAGUCAGAGCUGUUGAAUAAACUUCUGUCACCAUCACAGGCUGUCAACGAAAGCGAGAGUGAAACGCAGGCACCACCGAUGAACUUAAGAGAUCUAAUAUCAGGAAUGAGAAUUGAUCGGCGAAAGAGGUCCGAGCAUGUGAGCGAGGAGGGGCGAGCGAAGCAAGUGCGUAGGAUCCUUGACGGUCGUAAGGUAGCCACCGUACGAGAACGUGAUCUGUCUGUCGGAGAAGUUGUUAAAGGGCAGCAAGGUCCAAAAAUAUAUACUGAUAAAAUAAAUAUUUUUGGUGGUGAACCUCUUGGUAUCUUCAAGUCACCCGAAUUGCAAGCAGGUAAAGUCUCAGAUUUUCCAUCAGAGGUCACCACGUGGCAGCGUCUCGAAGCCCGUGAACUUCGUCUGGCCGUGACGCAUCCGCCAUCUAAUAUAUUUGAGGAAAUGAUUCGGUGGACCGAACAAGGGAAGCUGUGGCACUUACCAGUUAACAAUGAACAGGGUCAAGUUGAGGAAUCAAAAGUGUAUUUCACGGAACAUGUGUUCCUGGAGCACCACUUGGAUCCGUGGUGUCCGCAGAAAGGACCUGUCCGUCACUUUAUGGAAUUGGUCUGUGUCGGGCUGUCUAAGAAUCCUUACAUUACUGUGCAGAUGAAACUUGAGCACAUCACCUGGUUUCGCGAUUACUUUGAGAAGAAGAGGCAAAUUCUGCAGGAUACAGGAUCCAUCCCCGCUGUUUCAGACAAACAGGCGCCGUAGCUUUGCUACCUUAAAUACCCACUGGAAGUUUUUAACUUUGUCGUAAUUUGUACCUAAGAAGGUAUAAAAUACAGUUUGCAAUACGUCGCAAGUAAAAUAUAUAGAAAAUUAAUACAAUUUA